Molecule: messenger RNA, 3588 nt
Organism: Epinephelus moara (kelp grouper)
Lineage: Eukaryota; Metazoa; Chordata; Actinopteri; Perciformes; Serranidae
Gene: tlk1a
Product: tousled-like kinase 1a
Biological process (GO): intracellular signal transduction; chromosome segregation; peptidyl-serine phosphorylation
Cellular component (GO): nucleus
Molecular function (GO): ATP binding; protein serine/threonine kinase activity
Source: RefSeq, a predicted model, not a curated record
ACUUGUACACAAAGUGUGGUCGUGCAUAGAUCAUGUGUGCAGUGUAUGUAAUUUAAGAGCAGUCCUCAUGUUGUCAUUGACGUGAGGAAAAAAUGUAUCACCCUCGCGAUAAAAAUUUUGCACACGAUGCAUGACGUUUCAUAGGCAACCACUUGAAGACGGAGAGGUGGCCCUGGAGCCAGGACGCACUGCUGAGGUGUGAAGAGGUUUGUGCCCUAAAAACAGAUAAUUAUUACACAUUUUCACUCGGUGGCAGCCGUCGUGUCCAUGUGAGAAACAACCGUGGUAUGUCAGUCGGUUAAUUUCACAGCCCGUGUGGAAGAUUAACCGUGUGCGCUGUGGUACCAACACACGAAAAGUAGCUUGAUGAGUGUCCAAAGUAGUGGAAGUUUGGAGGGGACGCCAUCUUGGUCCCAGCUCUCCACGUCCCCAACACGGACUUGUUUUCAGCAACAUACCACGGCAGUGGUGAAGGCCCAGGAAGGCACCAUGGAGGAGCUGCACAGCCUGGACCCCCGGAGACAGGAGCUGCUGGAGGCACGCUUUAUGGGCGGGGUCAGUGGCAGCACAGGGGGCAGCACUGGUAGCACAAGCGGGGGAACCAAAGGUUUGACCAAUAAUGAAUGUUCAAAUCACAGUUUUGGAAGCCUGGGAUCCUCAAGCGACAAGGAGUCAGAGGGGUCAGAUGUGAAAAGAGGCAGUUCUCCUGCUUAUUCGACCCCAGAGAAGAAGCAGUCAGAAACAACCAGAGGCAGAAAAAGGAAACCUGAGAUCCAAUCAGAGAGUAGCCAAGGGAAAUCAAUUGUGCGAGGACCCAAAAUAAGUGAUUAUUUUGAUUUCCAGGGAGGAAACGGGUCCAGUCCUGUGAGAGGUCUCCCACCAGUGAUUCGUUCGCCCCAGAACUCACAUUCCCACUCCGCUCAGGGUAUUGCUGUUAGACAAAAUAGCUCAUCUCCUACUAGUCUGUCUUUUGGGGACCACAUGACGCAUCCAAAGCAACUAGCGGUCAAAUUUGUUCAGACUGACCUCACAGUGUUGAAGUUGGCUGCCCUUGAAAGCACAAAGAAUCUAGACCUUGAGAAGAAGGAGGGGAGAAUAGACGAUUUGCUAAGGGCAAACUGUGAUCUCAGGAGACAGAUAGAUGAACAACAAAAAUUACUUGAAAAGUACAAGGAACGCUUGAAUAAAUGCAUCACCAUGAGCAAGAAGUUGCUCAUAGAGAAGAGCACCCAGGAGAAGCAGGCCUGUCGGGAGAAAAGCAUGCAGGACAGACUUCGUUUAGGCCAUUUCACUACAGUGAGACAUGGAGCGUCAUUCACAGAGCAGUGGACUGAUGGCUAUGCCUUUCAGAACCUUGUGAAACAGCAAGAGUCGAUAAACCAACAGAGAGAGGACAUUGAAAGGCAGAGAAAACUUCUGGCCAAGAGGAAACCUCCGUCCUCCAGCAACUCCCAAGCACCAACCACAAACUCAGAGCCAAAGCAACGCAAAACCAAGGCGGUGAAUGGAGCAGAAAGUGAUCCCUUUCUAAAACCCAGCCUACCUCAGCUGCUGACAUUAGCAGAGUACCAUGAACAGGAAGAGAUCUUCAAACUGCGACUUGGACAUCUCAAAAAGGAAGAAGCUGAGAUCCAGGCGGAGCUGGAGCGUCUGGAGAGAGUGCGCAACCUUCACAUUCGGGAGCUGAAGAGAAUUAAUAAUGAAGACAGCUCACAAUUUAAAGAUCACCCAACGUUGAAUGAACGAUAUCUGCUCCUACACCUUCUAGGACGAGGGGGCUUCAGUGAAGUUUACAAGGCUUUUGACUUGAUUGAGCAACGAUAUGCUGCUGUGAAAAUCCACCAACUUAACAAGAACUGGAGAGAAGAGAAAAAGGAGAACUAUCACAAGCAUGCAUGUCGAGAGUACAGAAUACACAAGGAGCUGGACCACCCCAGAAUCGUGAAACUUUACGACUACUUCUCACUGGACACAGACACGUUUUGCACUGUCAUGGAGUACUGCGAAGGCAAUGACUUGGAUUUCUACUUGAAACAGCAUAAGCUAAUGUCUGAGAAGGAGGCACGGUCUAUAGUCAUGCAGAUUGUGAACGCACUAAGAUACCUGAAUGAAAUCAAACCCCCCAUCAUCCAUUAUGACCUUAAGCCAGGCAAUAUCUUGUUGGUGGACGGCACAGCCUGUGGGGAAAUCAAAAUCACAGACUUUGGUCUGUCAAAAAUCAUGGAUGAUGACAACUAUGGCGUGGAUGGCAUGGACCUGACAUCACAGGGUGCAGGGACCUACUGGUAUCUGCCUCCUGAAUGUUUUGUAGUUGGUAAAGAACCUCCAAAGAUCUCCAACAAGGUGGACGUGUGGUCUGUGGGUGUUAUCUUUUUUCAGUGUCUCUAUGGAAGGAAGCCUUUUGGCCACAAUCAGUCACAACAGGACAUCCUGCAGGAGAACACCAUACUGAAAGCUACAGACGUUCAGUUCCCUGUCAAGCCGGUCUCCAGUAAUGAAGCAAAGGCCUUCAUAAGGCGGUGCCUGGCAUACAGGAAGGAGGACAGGAUCGACGUUCACCAGUUGGGAAGCGACCCCUACCUGCUCCCUCACAUGCGGAGGUCAAGCUCCUCUGGGAACCUGCAGAUGAAUGCUGCUGGCUCAGGACCUGCCUCCUCCAGCAUCAUCUCAUACUGACAGCCACGUACUGUGACAAAAAGGCAAACUGACCAAGUUGCUCCCACGCCUGCAGAGCUUCUCAGAGGCUCUGGCUCGUGGGAGAGGAAAGCAGCCGGCAACAGGAGGAGCAGGACACCGAUGGGGGAGAUCUCACCUGGCCUCCUCUGACCUGUGCCAGGCUUCUACUUGUUUACCAGGGCUUGAUUAACGGAGGGACAGUGAGGGGAUGUUUUAAAAGGACAUGGGUAAAAGGAUCUCCUGAGGGUCCGAUAAAAGCACUGAAACUGACGACGAACCUUGAAGAAAAUGUGACUGGACGUUCUGUUCAGAUGUUGCAGAUGGAUAAAGCCUUAACGGGCCGAAGGGAGACUUGGCAGCCCGCCGUUUAGUUGAAAUAACAUGGUCCUGCCAGGGUGCAAAUGAUUCAGCUGCUAGAAGUUAAUUUACUGUGAGGACAGUCAUCGUUAAUGUAGAACUACAAAGAUUUCACUAUUGAUUUGGCUAAAUGUUCUGUUUUUCACAAAUGUUAGGCUUUAAUUUGAGUUACUUAUCCAUGAGAAUGUAAUGUGUAGCAUAAAAGUGGCAUCUAGUGACAUGUAGGUUGGGGCAGCGUACUUAACGUUUAAUGCACAAAGUAACCAAAUGUAGAAAAAUGACAAUGUAUAGAAUCCUAUGCAGGAAUAUUAAUUAACAGAUAAAUUGGAAACUGUAUAUGCUGUACAGGUGAAUUUUCAAAUUUUGAACUGCAGCAGUAAUGUGUACAAAGAGUUAAAAUUUCCCCAUGCAAAACUAGUUUCCUGGAGUGUUUCAUUUUGCUGCUUUGUUGCUCUUACUUUUUCAAGGGCUGUAUGUUCCACUUCGGGUACAAAUUGUACAGUUCUGCUAAGAGUGAAUAAUAAAUGCCAGGAAACGUUUUUCUCUCCCACUGAA